AUGACCUUGGUACCAUCGUCAUCAGUAAACGACUGGAAAUUAAAGCCCUGGGAAUACGAUUACCUCAAAUGGGACCCGUGGGAACUCGAUCUCUACGAUCACUGCAAACGUCUCGAUCGCUACUUGGACUACGAUUGGCCCCUGAUGUACCGCGAUUACUGGGACUAUCCUGCCAACUACCCGUUGCGAUGGCGCAACAGAUGGGCUCCCAUUGCCACGACAAGUGCUGCCGACGAUGCACGUGAACUCUGGUCCUCCAUCGGGCAACAUGGGUUCCAUGUCGACAUCGAUGUCCAUGCUUUCCGUCCGUACGAAGUGAAUGUUCGCACCACUCUCGAUAAUUACGUCGUCAUUGAGGGACGUCACGAAGCCCACCCGACGCGACAUCAUCAUGUCCGAAAACAUUUCAUGAAAAAGUACGCGCUGCCCGUUGGAUUUAAUUCGCGCGACGUGACUUCCAGCAUCUCGAAGGAGGGCGUUCUCACGGUCAAGUGCCCGCCACCAUUGCGACCUCUGCCAAAUGUGCCACGCCAAGUUGCCAUUACUGGCUCAAAUAGGACACUUUUCACCAAAUACACCAAAAAAUCACCUUUGAAACAAUCAAUUGUCGCGUCUUUAGUACCUGUCACCGAAUCACUCUUCGAACUCACGUCAAUUAACAACUUGAGAACACGCUAG
Messenger RNA from Culicoides brevitarsis, 678 nucleotides. Its product is annotated as protein lethal(2)essential for life-like. Bases 1 to 678 code for a protein of 225 amino acids. NCBI's taxonomy places the organism in Eukaryota, Metazoa, Arthropoda, Insecta, Diptera, Ceratopogonidae. The record is from RefSeq and is a predicted model, not a curated record. Gene Ontology annotation, biological process: response to heat; protein refolding. The transcript has 2 exons. Gene Ontology annotation, cellular component: cytoplasm; nucleus.